GUGCGGUGGUUAAGUGUGGACGACCUGGGCGGUGGAUUGGCACGCGCCGCGGUUUCCGUGGGUUUCGCUCUUUCGACUUGGACUUGGACUUGGUCUUCGGCCGGAAGCCGUUGGUUGUUGGUUGUUUGGGCCAUGUGGGCAUUUAUGGCCAAGUGUCGACGGCGGAGACAGAAAUCAAACGCAAAGACUAAGCCAUCCCACACACGUUUGGCCCCGGUCAAAGUUGAGUGGGUCACUAAACUCGGAUAUCGACGGUGGUGCUUGCGAAUGGAACCGCAAUUAGCGUUGAUUAUGGCCAACAGCGGGUUGAUUGACAUUCUGUUGGCUAGACCGUGUGCCUUUGUCUGUCCGUGUUUGUCCUGGCUAUCGUUGCUUCGUUAUUAACCGCACCCACGCAAGGGUCAUGUGAAUAUUGAUCCUGCUGCGUUUCGUUCUGCUGUCCUAGCCAGUCGUAUGAUUAUUAAUAAUGGUCACGCGCGCGGAAAACUUUGCAUUGCAUUUUUCUCCAGUCAGUUGCCAUCGCGUUGGCCUGACAAACGGCCGUGUCCUAGAGUGUCCUGGAGUUUCCUACGGUUACCUACGGAAUAUCCCAAGAAAAUCGAUACUAAUGAGCCAUUAAAUGUGGCCCCAGCUGCAGUCGACCGUAGUCUAAUGAGCUGAACGGCGGCGGAAAUUGAAUGUUGGCUCCAACCAAGCUAGUGCAGCAGGAAAUCACAUCAGCAUCGUUUUAAGCCAUCUGCCAGCUAAACGGAAACGGAAACGGCAACGGUAAAGGUAGCACUAAAACGGAAGUCUUAGCCGUAAUGCCUUGCGCCUGAAUGGUUGCAUAGCAUGGGCUGCUCCAGUUCCAAGUCCGUAGACGCCACCGCAGACGACCGAAAAUCAGCCAAGUCAACUACAACUAAAAUGGCCAGCAAGAAGGAGUACCCUGCCUCGGAGGCCUUUACCAUUCCAUUGGAUAGCGAAGAAAAUCCCGAGAUGCCGCUAAAUGAGACACUGCGUCAGCCGCCGAAGAGGAUUCAGCAGAUGAUGCAGGAGGCGGCCAGUUCGGAGCCACCCACUUUGGAGGAACUGGAGGACAAGCAGCAAAGGGCCGAGCAAAGGCGUCAGGAGCUGAUGCAGCUGAAACUGGAGAUCAUACAGAAGAAUGCUCAAAUGCUGAUGAGGUCUCCAGAGGAAAAUCCUGAAGAUAAACAAGAAAAUCCCGAAAACCCCGACUAAAACUUAGCUUCUCUUUCAUUCACAUUUUUUAUUGUUAGCUUUAAAUUAUAUAUGUAUUACUAUAUAUCGUAGUAUAUUUCCAAACAAUUAGAUUGUAUGCAAUUAAAUCUGCUCUCAUCAUCAAAA
Molecule: messenger RNA, 1347 nt
Organism: Drosophila elegans
Lineage: Eukaryota; Metazoa; Arthropoda; Insecta; Diptera; Drosophilidae
Exons: 2
Coding region: 832-1221 (129 amino acids)
Source: RefSeq, a predicted model, not a curated record